Molecule: messenger RNA, 3314 nt
Organism: Aspergillus glaucus CBS 516.65
Lineage: Eukaryota; Fungi; Ascomycota; Eurotiomycetes; Eurotiales; Aspergillaceae
Product: sodium/calcium exchanger protein
Exons: 3
Coding region: 227-3214 (995 amino acids)
Biological process (GO): intracellular calcium ion homeostasis; monoatomic cation transport; transmembrane transport
Cellular component (GO): membrane
Molecular function (GO): monoatomic cation transmembrane transporter activity
Source: RefSeq, a predicted model, not a curated record
GUACGGAGUAGAUAGAAUCUUCUCUUUUUCAUAUACUCUUCAAUCAAGGUCUCUUCAAAUACCCCUGGUAAGACCUCACUGCACUCGUGCUUCAUCCUUGCGGCAAAUUUCUGCUCAUUAAUUCUUCAGCCUGGAGAUUGAGUAUCCCUAUAAAUACUCUUGAAUAUAUAGUCCGGCGUUGGGAGUGUCGAUUUCGCUCUCUGCCCAGGAUGCGGCAUCCGUCACCAUGCUCCCUCGUUAUUCUCCGUCCGUGAACUGGCUCUCGGUUCGCCCGAAAAGGCGCCGAUUCUCAGUCAACCCUUCGUUAUACUGGACGUUUCUCGCGUUUACCGUCUUUGCGACGGUGAGCUGGGCUAUUGCGGCGUGGAGGGGAGAUGAAUCUCUUACGCAGGAUGCGACCAUUGCUCUUCUCAGGCGGGACACUGAACCGGAGUGUCGGCUUGUUCGUAACGUCAAGGACAAAUGCGCCUUUGUCCGUACCAACUGCCCGGACCAUGAAGAUGGUCUGUUCUCCUACCUCCAAUUCUACUAUUGCUCUCUCGCGGACGCCAAACCGCUAGCAUUCAUUCUCCUCAUUCUGUGGAUGUGCUUGAUCUUCAAUACUAUCGGAAUAGCCGCCAGCGACUUUCUAUGUAUCAACUUGAGCACUUUGGCCAGUAUCCUGGGGUUGAGUGAGAGUUUGACGGGAGUCACAUUCCUUGCCUUCGGAAAUGGAAGCCCCGACGUGUUCUCCACAUUUGCUGCGAUGAAGUCCAAUAGUGGAAGCCUUGCUGUUGGUGAACUGAUCGGAGCCGCGACCUUCAUUACAUCAGUGGUGGCUGGCUCAAUGGCAUUAGUCCGGCCGUUCAAGGUCGCCCGGAGGAGCUUCGUUCGCGACGUUGGUUAUUUCAUCAUUGCCGUGGGUUUCAGCAUGGUUUUUCUAGCAGAUGGGCGCCUGCAUAUCUGGGAAUCCACCGUAAUGGUGGCUCUAUACUGUUUCUAUGUGGCGAUGGUGGUCAGUUGGCAUUGGUAUUUCGUGCACCAGCGUCGAAGGUACGAGAGGAACGUUGCGGCACGGUCCCAUUUCCACAUCCCGGAAAACCAGGAGUUGGACAUCGAGGAGCCUGCGGAGGAUGACGAUCCUGGUGUAGGGUCUGAAUCGAGGAGUCUGCUUCAAGCUGGAUCGACGGAAGACUUUGACGCGCUGGAAAGGUCUGAUCGACUCGCAUGGACAGAAGAAGACAGAGACGAGGACGAUGAAACUCGUAAUCGCUAUCUGGCUGAGAUACGGGAGAACAUGCAUAUAUAUCGUCCUAAUUCGCGGAGGCGAAAUACCGCUGCGCUGAAUCCCAUCAGACCCAGUUUGGUUGGCGCACUUGAAUUUCAAUCCGUUCUCUCUUCGCUACAGAAAUCUAGAAACGUUCACCAAACUCUGGGAAUUGACCUGGACAGGUACUCGGAUGAUCCUGAAGCGCGGCCUUCUCAAGACUUUGACAAUCGCUCCGUUGCAUCACACUCGCAGGUAUACCGGUCCCCUAGCCAACUUUCACCGCAUGAGGGUUCCGCUCGAACUCGAGCUGUAUCUGCUAAUGAUGCUGCUGGGCUGAAAAUUGACACUAGUGUCUUUGACCAAGACACAAACCCGCCAGUUCAAGUCACUGUCAGUCGGCCUUCCGGGGAAGGUCUCGACGACACGGCUGAAAACUGCCCGGUCAGUCGAGAUGCACUAUCACCAUCGGACGCUGGUGAUUAUUUUUCGUCGAGCCCAUCCCCAGGGGGUGCAGAUGCGCCUCAAACCCCAGAUUUGCUCGCGCCAUCAGAUGCCUUCCGGUCUCCCAAUUACCAGACCAAUGCCUCCCGUCCACGUUCGCCGCUUCAUUCUCCACGCGGGACACAUCUCUCCCCAGGCACUUCUCCUGCUGAACCUACAACCGAAAGUCCACUUAGCCCGUUCCCUCCGUUCACCGAUUACCUGGAAUCUUCGUCGUCCAGUACAUCCAGUAUUCGUCCGCGAGGCGGCUCAAGUCCCACGGAGCGGCUACAGGUCCGUGACGGUGUUUCUGAAAAUGGAGACAAUCGUCCGCCGGCGCGAAUCAAGUGGUGGCCUUAUUGGAUGCUACCAUCGCCACAAUCUCUAUUUUCGACGCUUUUUCCGACACUGUGUGACUGGAAAGUCAAGAGUAUCUGGGAACGAUUACUGGGAAUUGUUGCAGCCCCGACUGUGUUGCUUCUGACGGUGACUAUUCCUGUCAUUGAACCAGCACCAUCCGAGACAAUCACGGAUCCCAUUUCCGUCGUGGUGACUACAGCAGAUGAUGGGAAUGGUUCAACCAUGCCCCGGGUGAGGCUCCCAGAUGAUAGUCCGGUUAUCCGUGCCCUUGAACACCAGUCUGGUGAGCAAGGAGGAGCAGAUGAUGAUGGCAAGGCUCAGCAUCAGUCCUCGCAGGGGAGACAACGUUUCAAUUCAGAGGUACCAGCCGUCCAACAAUUAUCCGAGGACGCAGUCACAUCGGUCCCGAAAGAAUGGAACCAAUGGCUAGUCUCUGUUCAGCUUUUCGUUGGACCAUUUUUCAUUGCCCUGAUUGCCUGGACGGUCAUAGACUCGGAAUCUAGACCUCGCUAUCUCCUCUUACCGGCUCUCAUCGCUCUUCUUUUCUCCUUGCUGUGCUUCACCUUACUCAGAAUAAGCACCGGGCUCAGUCAUAACUCACAACCACCCAAGCCAUGGCGCUCAUUCUUAGCCCUCCUCGGCUUUCUAGUCGCAAUCUGCUGGAUUGCCACAAUCGCAGAGGAAGUCGUCAACCUCCUCAAAGCCAUAGGCGUCAUCAUGAACAUCAGCGACUCACUCCUCGGCCUCACCGUCUUCGCAGUCGGGAACUCGCUGGGCGACCUCGUUGCGGACAUCACCGUCGCACGUCUCGGAUACCCCGUCAUGGCACUGAGCGCCUGCUUCGGCGGACCCAUGAUGAACAUCCUCCUUGGAAUUGGCCUCGGUGGUAUGUACAUGACCGUGAACGCGAAGCCGGACGCUGUAGCUGCUGCUGCGGGACUGUAUGAGGUUGCCAUCUCCAAGGUCUUGGUCAUCAGUGCGAUUACUUUGUUGAUUACACUGGCCGGAGUUUUGAUCGUCGUUCCGCUGAAUGGGUGGCGGAUGGAUCGGAAGAUUGGCUGGGGUUUGGUUGUAUUGUGGUGUGUUAGUACCCUUGGCAAUGUCAUUGCUGAGGCGGUGUCUUAACUACCCUGUUUGCUUGUUGGAAAUUAUUUAUAGUGUCAGGGUUUGUAUUGCAUAUUUAUAUACCGGUGUAUAGUUACGAAUUGCUACGUAAUGUUAGGGC